Anopheles nili is the source of this 4014-nucleotide messenger RNA. It is a transcript of the gene Kdm2, whose product is annotated as jmjC domain-containing histone demethylation protein 1. Lineage: Eukaryota; Metazoa; Arthropoda; Insecta; Diptera; Culicidae. The transcript has 5 exons. Bases 1 to 4014 code for a protein of 1337 amino acids. Gene Ontology annotation, biological process: regulation of transcription by RNA polymerase II; protein demethylation. The record is from RefSeq and is a predicted model, not a curated record. Gene Ontology annotation, molecular function: histone demethylase activity; DNA binding; zinc ion binding.
AUGUCUUCCGAUAAGGUGCCGCCGCCGAUAUCGCCCUCGAAAAGCCGCCGUCAACUGCGCGAACGUAAACAAAGAAAGCUGUACUCGGAGGAGUGGAACCUCGGCGAUGAUGACUACGAGGGAGCGCGAGGUUUUAGCGUGGCGGAAAAGCUCGAAUCGUCCCGUUUCGCCCAAUCCGGCAUGGUGCGUGAGAUGAAGGGCGAAAAUCUAACCGUCGGGUUUCUGCAACAGAAUGGCUUCAACAUUCCGCUCCUGUUCAAGGAGAAAGCCGGCCUCGGGCUGCAGGUGCCAACGGCCAACUUCACGAUCGGUGACGUCCGCACGUGCGUCGGAUCUCGCCGCGUCCUGGACGUGAUGGACGUGAACACGCAGAAAAACGUCGAGAUGACGAUGAAGGAGUGGGAGAAGUACUACGAGGACCCGGUGAAGAAGAAGUUGCUGAACGUGAUUUCGCUCGAAUUUUCACACACCAAGCUUGAGAACUACGUGCAGAGUCCGGCGAUCGUGCGGCAGAUCGAUUGGGUGGAUGUGGUGUGGCCGAAACAGCUGAAGGAAUCGCAGGUCGAAUCGACGAACCUGCUGAACGACAUGAUGUACCCGAAGGUGCAGAAGUACUGCCUAAUGUCGGUGAAGAACUGUUACACGGACUUUCACGUCGAUUUCGGGGGCACGUCGGUGUGGUAUCAUAUUCUGCGAGGCAGUAAGGUGUUCUGGUUGAUCCCACCUACCGAGAAAAACCUGCAGCUGUACGAAAAGUGGGUCCUGUCGGGUAAACAGUCGGAUGUGUUCUUUGGCGAUACGGUUGAGAAGUGUGCCCGAGUUUACCUAACGGCUGGGAACACGUUUUUCAUCCCGACUGGGUGGAUUCACGCCGUUUACACGCCAACGGAUUCGCUGGUGUUUGGUGGCAACUUCCUGCACUCGUUCGGGAUCGUGAAGCAGCUGAAGAUCACGCAGGUUGAGGAUAACACGAAGGUACCACAAAAGUUCCGGUAUCCCUUUUUCACCGAGAUGCUUUGGUACGUGCUCGCGAAGUACGUUUACACGCUGUUGGGUCACUCGCAUCUUGAGGGUGAACCUGGCCGAGAGCAUGAGCUGGUGGGGAAACCACACGUGCAUCUCACCCACUACGAGCUGUUUGGGUUAAAGGACAUCGUGAUGUACCUGUACGAUCUGCCAGCGCAGAAAAAGAACGUACCGGAGUUGAUCAAGGACCCGGUGGCGUUGAUCAAGGACGUGCGAACACUCGUUGAGCGGCAUUGUAAGGAUCUUCCCGAGCUGGCCGUGACGGGAGUGCCGGUGUUACAUCCGGAUCUGAACGUGAGCAACAAUUCGUACAUUCGCGAGCAUUACGAGUACUACUCCGGUGAUGGAGGUGGCAAUCGAACGACCGACAACGAGAGCUCGACGGUACCACGCCGAAACGCAGAUCGUGAGGACGACGAGGAGGAUGAUCCCGAUGGGGGGGAUGAGGACGAUGAGGACGAGGGGCCCACAACGGGAGUAGAUCGACGGCGAAGUGAGGAGUCACGAUCACGCCGACUGCAAGAGGAAGAAGAGAUCGAUCAGGAUCAACAAAAUCACCAUUCCCAAAACCGCCACAACCACGUGCAACAGCAGCAGCAGCAGCAACACCAGCGGAAGGAGUCCUCGAGUGGUGUGGUGACUCCACUCGGUCCAUCCCGGUCACCGAUCGGUAGCUCGAAUGGUGGUACGACGAUGGGUCCUCCAGCCAGACACAACAACCAUCACCAGCAUCAACCUUACGGCAACAACGACGACGAUCGGAACUUUGUUUCACCACAACCAACGGCCGGGAACCGGUUACCGUCGAGUGGAGCUGGUGGCACCGUUGCCGGAGGACGAGGUCCUUACAAAAAGCACGCCGGUGGUGGUGGCGGUCACGGGCAUAACGGUGACAAACGGGAUGGUGGCAAUGGACCCCGACGACGAAGGACACGUUGCAAGAACUGUGAAGCCUGCCAACGGUCGGAUUGUGGUGAAUGUAGCUUCUGUCUCGAUAUGGUAAAAUUCGGAGGACCUGGUCGGGCAAAGCAGACGUGUAUGAUGCGCCAAUGCCUGCAACCGAUGCUUCCGGUAACGGCCCAAUGUAUCCACUGUAACCUGGACGGAUGGCGACAAGCGCCCAUAACGGCACCCGCCCAGGCUAAGCUGCAGGCUCAACUGCAGGAAGGUCCUUCGGCGCUGAUGGAGUGCUCCGUGUGCUACGAGAUAUCGCACCCGGAUUGUGCGCAACGAGCCGCACCGGAAGCGCACGGUAUCGUGAAUGAUGAUCUCCCCAACAGCUGGGAGUGUCCGACGUGCUGCAAGUCUGGCAAGAACACCGACUAUCGGCCUCGUCACUUCCGAGCGCGACAGAAAUCUUCCGAAAUCCGCCGUAUGUCCGUCAGCAGUGACGCAUCGUCGGUGCACAACGUCGAGCAGGGGGGGCGGAUAGGUGGCAACGGUGGUGGUGGUGGCGGCGGCGAAGGAUCGAUGAGCAAUUCCGGUGAUGCCAUAGUACCCGGCGGCGGAGGUGGAUCGAACGUGGCCACACCGAGAGCACCACGGUUCCAGAACGACAUGUUGUACGAUUUCGCCGUAUCGGGAAGUGCGGUUAUCGUCGGGGGCAACGGGGGUAAUAUCCUGUUCGAACGGAAGCCUAAGAUAAAGGACGAAGACAUGUCGAGUGGAUCGGAAAAUGAUGCUGCCGGUGGUGGAGGAAUGAGCAAGAAAAUGCAUCUUCAAUCCAGCGGUGCGAUGAAGGUGGAGGUGAAAGACGAACCGCUGGAUCAGCUGCAACAGAACCAUGCGUAUGCGAAUCAUCACGGCACGAGCGUUAUUAAAGAUGGCCGCGAGUUGAUGGCAGCAUCCGGAGGCACUGGUGGCACCGCUGGUGUUCCGGUGAAGCGACGCAAGAGCGAAGAAGGUGGUUUGGGUAAUCUGAACCAUGUUGGUGCCGUAGGACCGGGUGUCACGGAUAUACACGACACGAAGAACAACCACGGUACGUUGCCGCGGAAGAAGUCCUCCCAACGGAUGCAACUCGCGCACCAAAUCCACAGCACGUCGACGAAACCGAUGAAGAAACCACUGUACCCGAUCCGUCCGGCCGCUGUGACACAUGCGCCUGCGAUGCCCCUGUCGGGUAACUACGCCCUGGACAGCACGUGCCUGUUGGCGGUGUUCCGGUAUCUACCACCGGAAACGCUCGUCACCUGUACGAUGGUGUGCAAGACGUGGUCCAACAUUGCGGUCGAUUCGUCACUGUGGAAGCGCAUGAACUGCGCCGAGUACAAGCUGUCUCCGAACCUGCUAUCAGCGAUCGUCCGUCGCCAACCGGAACACCUGAUUAUGGACUGGAUCGGGUUGGGAAAGCGGCAAGUGACGUGGCUGAUAUCACGCAUUCCGGGUCUGAAGAACCUUUCACUGCAGGGCACACACAUUCAGGCUGUACUCGGAUUGCACACCUGCAUGUGUCCACCACUGCAGGUGCUCGAUCUCAGUUUCAUCGCCGGAUUGAACGAUUUCGCGAUCCGUGAGAUUCUGUCACCCCCGAAGGACUCCCGACCGGGGUUAGCGGAUUCGAAGUCACGCUUGCGUAACCUAAAAAUGAUGAAGGUGGCCGGAGCGGACAUUUCGGACGUGGCAUUGCGGUACAUCACGCAGGGUCUUCCGAACCUAACACACCUCGAUCUAAGCUCGUGCCAGCGGAUUACGGAUGCGGCCAUCGCUCAGAUCGGAACCUCCCAGCCGGCCAUCAAAACACUGAUCGAGCUCGAUCUGAGCUGUUGCAAGCUAAUCACGGAGCUAUCGCUCGACCACCUGGCCAAGUGUGACGCUCUGACACGGCUCGAUCUCAGCCACGUGCCGCAGGUGUCCACGCAAGCGGUGAUCAAGUUCGCUUCGACCUCCAAGAAUGAUCUGCAACUGCACGACAUCAAGCUGGUGGACAAACGGAAAACCCUCUCGCAACCACAGCAGCAGCAUCCAUCGUCGAAUGAGACGCAGUGA